This is a messenger RNA of Lepisosteus oculatus (spotted gar), 3977 nucleotides long. The record is from RefSeq and is a predicted model, not a curated record. Lineage: Eukaryota; Metazoa; Chordata; Actinopteri; Semionotiformes; Lepisosteidae.
AUGGCGACUGUGUACCGCGCGCGACCCCUUCGCGCACGAGUGACGUCAUCCUUCUGGAGCCGGGAGCUCUGCGAGGAUUUUGACUGUGAAUUGAGGCAGUGUGCCGUGUCUCCUCAGAUCAACGAGAGUGACCUGCGGCGCUUCUUCUCCCAGCACGGAGUGGUGAAGGAGGUGAAGAUCAUCAGCGACCGCGCGGGAGUGUCCAAGGGGUACGGCUUUGUGACGUUCGAGACGCAGGAGGACGCUCUGAAGAUACUGCGCGAUUGUGAUAAACUCAACUUCGGGGACAAGAGGCUGAUUAUUGGCCAGGCCAUCCGCCGGCAACAUGUGGUCCCUCACUCAGACUGCGGGUUGCUGGCACCUGGCGUCAUCCCUGAGGACCCCUUGUGUCACCCCCUGGACUCCGUGCACCUGACCACGUCCACCGGGUACCCCUACACCUUCCACAACGGGGUGGCCUACUUCCAUGUGCCCGAGGUGGGCGCUGUGCAGCCCCCUUGGCCUGUGAGUCCAGCGCAGCCGCUGCCUAUCUGGCAGCCGCAGUCCCUGUCGGCCUCUCCAGUGAUGGUGACCCACCAGGCCCAGGCGGUUCUGCCGCAGGCUCCCUGUCAGCACUAUCAGGCUCCAGCGCAGUGCGUCCCGGGACACUGGCCGUGGAGCCCCCCUCAGGCCCAGUCCACAGCGCCAGCUGGCCAGUUGGUUUAUGUGCCCUCCUCUGGGGUGCGGUACUGCCCUGUGGACCUGGCGCCCCCUGAAGGAGGCUACGCCCACCCGGCUCUGUCCAUACAGGAGGCCGCAGUCCCUCAGGCUCCUCAGGGACAGAGGCCGCACCCGGGAAGAAGGCGGCAGUGCCACCCCUCCUCCGUCGCUCCCAGGCCACGGCACGCCCGCAGCCCCCCCUUUAAGCCUUGGCACCAGGAGCGCCGCGCCGACGCCCCGAGGGCGCCCCCCUUGCCCAGCGCGGGCCUGUCCGAGUAGGCGGGGGGCAGGGGCGCUGGAGUCCCCCCCCACCCCCGAUCCCGGUGAGCCGGAGCCCCUCGGUUCUCUCUCCGUCUCGGAGCGCCGGACAGCCGAUCUGGAGGCGGAGAGGGUGACCCCGCGCCGCGUGCUGUAGGCACUGUGGGAACGCGACCCGCGUUGCGGCGCCCCGGACGGUGAUCCCGAGCUGCGGCCAGCCCAGUGUCCGCUCGGGGACGGCAGCAGGCGGACUCGCAGUCUCCCCACACCUGUAGAUUUGUAGUACUGUUUUGACAGAAGUGAAGGUUUGUUUGUUUUUUUUUAAUCUGAUGUAUCCGUAGGAACUUUUUUUUACAGCCACUGGAGUUAACAACUACAACUUUUCCCUCACGUUUUGCAAGACCUGUAAGUUCCCUGGGUGGUGAUUUGCGCGAUGAGAAUUUGAGUUCGUGUGAAGCUAGAACCGGACUGACCUCUCUCUGGUAUUCCGGCGCGUGGGAGGCUUCCCCGCUACGCCGUGUGUCUCGGGAGGAUUCGGCUGUGCCCGCGGGCCAGUGCUGCACUCGUGCCCACAGUUCACCGACUGUGUCGCCCUGUCUGUCAAGUGUACUUGGCUUCACCCCGCGGGAGAACAUACAGAACAGCACUCCCUAGUGGGCCCCUUGCUAUGAGACUUGGGAUGACGCACUAUAGUAGAGGAAAGGGACUGCAACAAUACCACCCCCUCCCAGGUGGCGCUGCACACCUGUUAAAGACAGGAACCAGGCUCGAACCUGCAACAGCAGGGCCACGGUGCACAUUCUGCACUGGUCGAGCCUCUCUGCAAUCCCCUUUGACUUUUGGCUUAAAUAUAGAACGGUCAGGUUUUUCUAUUUUUGGUGUCACCCUCCCGGUUUGGGCAGACUCCUCCGACCCGACCACCCUCGGGGGCCUGUGGGGGUCAGAGGGCCCUGGCUGACUCAUCCCACCCUGCCCUAGGCAUCGCUCAGUCAGUGACCGGACCCCGGCUCGAACCCGUGAUCACAGGGCUCCUGUGCUGGCUGAGCCAGUCAGUAGGCCCCAUGUGCAUCACGCUCUUGCUCCAUGUUGCAGGCUGGGAGAUAAUAAGCAGUGGAAGGCUGCAGUUGCGUACAUGCUUAAUAUCCAGACUUGACGUGGCAGGUAUCUUGAGAGCAGAAGUCUUGUGGUUUUUGUGUGUGUGGGCUUGUGUGUUCUGGAGCUACAGCUUAUAAUGUGGAGCGGAGCUCGGGGCUUACAGUCUGGACCUCAUACAAGACGUGCAGGAAACCAGUCCUUCCGAAAGAAGUUGGCUUGCGUUUGGGAGCGAGGAAGCGCGCUUCUUGGCUCGGGCGCGGAGGUCAGUCUGGGCUGUAUGACCGGUCCCAGGCCAGGCCGUGGCAGAGUUGGCAUCGUGACAGUGUAGAGUCCACAGAAGAGAACAGAUGAACAGCGAAGUGGCCAGGGCCAUGCAUGGUUACAGAAUAAGCAGUUGCUCUUUGAAACUUUACAGCUUCUUUAUAUCAAGGAUCUUAGAUUUUUUCAAUGCUGUGUAUACCGUAUAGUAUCCUGCGUUGUCAGUGUUAAGUUUCUGUCACAUGGACAUGCUUUUAAUUUGACUUCAGCCAAUUAUGUUUCCCUGUUUAAAACACUGUCUGCCUCUGCCAAUGACGAAGCAAGGCCCAGCUGGUUUUCGGUUCCCAUGCCCUGUGCAGUCUGCAAGAGAUGCUGAUCCCGUUAAUUGAGGUUUGGGUGUUCGAUUGCAUAUCUUAAUAUGCUUCAGUUGAGGUGCAAUUUCUAAACCCGACUUAAAAAGUGUCCCCAGAAUCAUGGUGCUUUAACACACACACUCACCUGAUGAUAAACACUUUGAAAAAGAAAAACGACACAAAAAGUCAGAAAAUUAAAAAAAAUAGCGCCCCUUUAGUGCAGUGAGGUACAAGAAUGGUCAUCUGAACUCUGCUAAAGUGUUGAAUCCUGUUAUGAUAGCCUGGCACAUGGUUUUUCGAGAGAGAAACACCCUCUCUCCUUUUCGAGACCUGCUCAGAGGGGACAGAGCCAGGACAGAGUGAAACCGCUCUGUGUGGGGCUUCUGGGAGCAAAGUCAAGAGGCUGAAAGCAUGUCUGUGUGUUUGCUUGGGGAAGACUGUCCACAAGUGCUUCUGUCUCAACACAGGGACGGUCACCACACCUGAAAAAAUAGAUCGUUUUUUUACAAAGUACCAGAACUUGACCUGCAUUACUUUUGAGUUCAUCUUAACGAGGAAUGUGUGGGGGAAGAGGUUUUUUAUAAAUGGAAUGAACAGAUUUUUAUUAAUUUCUCUCUUAACCACUAAACAAUACCCUGUGCUCCAACACCAGGGUGAAUCAGCCCUUCGGAGGAGCGCGUGUCUUUUGUAGGUGUUUAAUAAGUGUGCACUUGUUGAUGAGUGUCAGCUGUGCAGCGCUCCUGGCCCAUAACUGAACUGGUGAAAUUCGUGAUCUGUGUUUUGUACAUACAUUGCAGAUAAACUAUUAUUUUAUUCAGUAUUGAUUCAUGUAAGACGUUUUGAAGCAAUUAGAAGGUAUGCUGGGAUAUUGAACAGGGAACUGUCCUUGAAGAAGAAUAUCUUCACCAUGUGGUCAUGGGCAGCACAUUUCAUACACUAUCCUUGUGUGGAAAGAGCAUUUUUUCCCAAAUUCUCAGACAUUAAACAAAAUUGCAGUUUCCUUUUUUCUUGUUCAUUGUUCAUGUUGUCGUUUCUCACAGCCCUCCCUUCCAAUAAAAAAUCUGAAAGAAAAUCAGGCUGAUCGAUGCAUGUAAAAGUCUGAUCAUGGACAAGGAAUAAAAUCCUGGAAACUGAACGAUUCAGGUCACCGUUUAAACAAAUCAGGGUAUUUUGUAAAGUGAGUUAAUUUCAUUGGCACAUCUGUCUCUGUACAUUUUUUUUAUUUUAACAGAAAACUAGCUCUUUUCAUUGAAGUGGCUUUGUGAUAUGUACGUAUUUAAAAAUACAUAGUUCGAAUAAAUAGCUUUUGACAUU